UUAUUCAUCUCAUUUAAGCUUAAUGGAUCGCCAACGCGCGUGAAUCGCCACAGCCUACACAAGAAUCUUCAAUCUCUCGCAUAGCGCAUUCUCCAAAAUCAUGGAAGAUCCUGGGCAGCCUUGGAGCUUCUCCGCCCUUAAAAUAUUAGGUGCUCUGUUUUCUAGGGCUAGGGUUUAGGCUCUUUCAUGGCGGGGGCGAGCGCGUCGUGGAGAGCCAAAUCGCUCCCCAAUCCCAAAUCCGAUGGAGUUCCUGGCAUCCUCACGAUGACUCCCAGUGGCUUCAAAUGGACUCCCAACAUUCCAAAUGCUGCGAAGGCGUUGAAUGUCGAUUACAGGUCCCUCAGAGGCCAACGAGCUAGCAAAGAAGCUACAUCCAAGAAGGCUAUACUAAACUUGCUAACGGACUCCACAGCGGUCCAAUACUUUUUUGAGUUUGAGAACUUCGUUGACAGGGAUGCUUCUCGCAAUUUCCUUGCACCGUUUCUUGCAAACGCUGCAACUCCGAUUGCUAACAACGAGCCGGCAGCUAACGAGGCUUCUACAUCGGCACGUCCUCCGGGACAAAACGAAAGCCUCAAUCAGACUGAAAUGGAGCGGCGAAUAAAACUUUUGCAAGGAGACAGUGAGCUGCAAAGGCUUCAUCAAAACCUCGUCAUGAACCAGAUUCUUUCCGAGCAUGAUUUCUGGGCUUCCAGAAAGAAGACGGGAGAUAAUCACAAAAUGAGGACUGGGAUGGCAAGCACAAUGCUUGCUGAUAUCCGUCCGAUGGCCGAUGGCCGGACGAACACGGUGACGUUUAACAUCACGCCAGAGAUCAUUCAUCAGAUAUUUGCGGAAAAGCCGGCUGUCCAUCGAGCUUUUCUGAACUUUGUACCAUCAAAGAUGACCGAAAUAGCCUUCUGGACAAAGUACUGUAGGAACGAUUAUCUCCAUCGGACUAAGAAUGCCGCCGCAGCAACGGCUGAAGCACAAGAUGACGAGGAGCUAGCAGUAUUUGUGAACGACGAUGACAUUAUUGCCAAAGAGUAUCGCCGGAAAAUAAAACGAGUGGAUCCAACUUUAGACAUCGCUGCAGACAAUGCAGAUUCUUCUCUGCCGGGACAUGGAAUUUACAGAGACAGAGCUAAGGAUCCCAUCGAUGGCAACAUGAGAAACAAACUAAUGCGCGAUAUUAACAGGCAUGGGGAAGUUGUGCUAGAAGGUCGACUCCUCGAGGAAAACAGGAACGAUGCAAUGAGCAUUGCUCAGGCUUUGGCAAAAGUCCAGCAACAAGAUACGAGGGUGGAGGAAAACGAUCGUAGAGCUAGAGCUAUGACCGAGCUUGAAGAUUUACAAGGCCCUCGAGGACUUCCGUCCGUUCCUCUUUCCAUACAGGAUCCUCGCAAGUAUUUCGAUGUACAAGCCAAUACCAACAUUGGAGCGAGUAGUUCUUCAACAUUACAUCCCAACGAGAUCUUGCAGCGUUUGAGGCAGCAGAUAGAAGAGUUCGAACACCAGGACGGGACAGCUCCUAUAAUUCCUGGAUCUCUCGCUUUCAAGGUUUUAACCGAGCUCACGCAACAAGUCUCUAGUACGCAUCAUUCUCUCGGAAGAACUGCCGAGAAGAAUGUCCUUGACAGUCUACCACGCUCCGUGAGGGAAGCUUUACUUCAGCACUCGUCAUUCAUCAAUGAAGUCCUUCGACAGUUUUGGGCGACCUGUCCGAUCACUUCAAACGCUCUUCUACAAAAGGCAAAUCGUCUCAAGGAUUGCAUGGCUAAAGUCUACAACGAAAUACAGGCUUUGAAAAGCUCGGUGCAAUCGGAGCAUCGC
Molecule: messenger RNA, 1812 nt
Organism: Selaginella moellendorffii
Lineage: Eukaryota; Viridiplantae; Streptophyta; Lycopodiopsida; Selaginellales; Selaginellaceae
Product: general transcription and DNA repair factor IIH subunit TFB1-1
Exons: 19
Biological process (GO): transcription by RNA polymerase I; nucleotide-excision repair; transcription by RNA polymerase II
Cellular component (GO): transcription factor TFIIH core complex; transcription factor TFIIH holo complex
Source: RefSeq, a predicted model, not a curated record